AUGACCCAGGCGUCAGGAGAGAGCGAGAGAAGAAAGUCACAUAACCACGAAAAUACCCAUCCACAGUCAGCCUUCAAGUUGGACUCGGUCUCCUGGGCUGCACCCCCGCACGCUACACACAUUAUCGCCCUUUCAAGCAAAAGUUUGAGGACGCAGCUUCUGUCACAGCUCCCGUGUGACACUCGGCAGGGGGAACACGGCCACCGCUUCCAGCUGCCGACACCGGUCCCCCAACCGCCGCCCCCCCGGGGGACAGCCGGCCCCGAUGUCCCCAGCCCCAGCUCUGCCUUACCUGGCCGUCCCGGGGGCCGCCGCCGAAGGAGCUCCGGCGGCGCGGAGAGAGGCGGAAGGAGGGAGGGAGAUCAGGUUGCCGGCGGAGGAAGCGGCGCGGGAGAGACGGACCCCGCAGCGGAGCCCCCUCUCCCGCCCCGGGCACCCUUCGUGCAGGUGCGGGGUGGCGAGGAGAUGGAGCAAGAAAGUGGCCCACAUCAACGGCCAGGAGCUGCCCAGAAACGUGGGGGUGAAAACCAGACCGAGCAGCCCCGCAGCCGCCACGGCGCCCUGCCCGCCGCCGCCGCCCCCGCCAGCCCCAAGCGCCUGCUGGGCGGCGGGCCCUCCCCGUCCCCCCCCGCCGCCUCCUCGCCCGACGGCCGCUGCCUCAGCCCCAGGGCCGCCGCCCGGCGGCCGCCCCUCUCUGAGGAGCCCGGCGGCGGCGCGGACGGCGAGGAGGGCAACAGCCUCCUGGACGACGCGGAGCUGGUCAGGCCGGAGGAGCUGGAGCGGUUGGCCGGCUGCGAGGAGGACGAGUCCGGCUGGCUAUAUACAUCCCCAAAGAAGAAACCAACUCCAGUGCAAAAAUCUGUCAGUCCAUUGAUUUGGUGCAGGCAGGUAAUGGAUUACCCAAGUCCUGACAUUGAAUCUGCUAAAAAGUCACUGAUCCACAGGCUGGAACAGACAAUGUUGGCUCUCAAGAGACAGAGCUUGUACAGCAGCCCCUUCAGCGCAGUCAGUUACGCGAGCUCCUACAGUCCAAACACCAGUAGCCCCUACAGCAGUGGUUUCAACUCUCCCUCCUCGACACCAGUGAAAUCCGCUUUAGCGAAACAGCUCAUACCUCCUGGUACCUCAGGUCAUCUCAAAAGUUCAGGAGAUAGAAAUCCUCCGCUCAGUCCACAGUCCUCUCUGGACAGUGAAUUAAGCGCAUCAGAGAUGGAUGAAGACUCUAUUGGGUCUAAUUACAAGCUAAAUGAUGUUACAGAUGUGCAAAUUUUAGCGCGAAUCCAGGAAGAAAGCCUCCGGCAAGAGUAUGCAGCCACCGCUUCUCGGCGUAGUUCUGGUUCAUCUUGCAACUCUACGAGGCGAGGCACCUUCAGCGACCAGGAGCUGGAUGCCCAGAGUUUGGAAGAUGAAGAGGAUGGCACGCAUCACACCGUGCACCCUGCCGUGAGCAGGUUCUCCCCGUCACCUCGCAGCUCUCCCUGGCCUUCACCAAAACAAUCUCCAAGGAACUCACCUCGCUCCCGAUCGCCCGCUCGAAGCAUAGAGUACAGCAGAGUGUCACCCCAACCCAUGAUCAGCCGUUUACAGCAACCUCGUCUUUCCCUUCAAGGCCACCCUACAGAUUUGCAGACUAGUAAUGUCAAAAAUGAAGAGAAACUAAGGCGUAGUCUUCCAAACCUGUCCAGGACAUCUAACAUACAAGCUGAGUCUGUGAAGAACAGCAGAAGUGACUCAAACUUCCAAGUGCCAAACGGAGGAAUACCUCGCAUUCAACCUCAAGCCUCAGCCACUCUGCAAAGGCAGAAAAAUUUGCCUCGUGCUGCCUUCAAAACCAAACAGUUUCUUCCAAGUCCAUCUGCAAAAGGAGUACCUUCUUCAAGUAAGUUCCGCUCACCUGCAGCGCCGUCCCCCCUGGCUCUCCGACAGCCCGUGAAGGCAUUCAGUAACCACGGACCCGCUUCGGUUGCUCCUCCAGAGGCAGCGCAGCUGACACACAGUACUUCUCUGCCGGGGCCUCUUGCAGCCCAGAGCUCAGGCCUGCCGAGCCCUGCCAGCAGCAUUAACACUACUACUCUUACCAGACCGGCAGGGACAGCGGGCAUGAGGAGUGGUUUGCCCAGACCCAGUGCCCCUUCCACGGGGGGCAUCCCAGUGCCUCGUAGCAAACUUGCACAGCCUGUUCGCAGAUCAUUACCCGCUCCCAAAACCUAUGGCAACGUGAAAGACGAGAGUUGGAAAGAUGGCUGCUACUGAACUGCAGAGCUUAACGCAGAGUUCCAGUGCUCACGGAUGCUUCCUCACCAGGCUAAAAACAGCUUGAUUAUACAAACUGUUCAGAUGUGACUUUUGGAAUUUGUAAAAAUUCCAAACCUCUCUGUCUCUAAUUAGCACAAACUGGCAGAGAUUACAAAGCAGCACUUUAAUGACAUCUAACAUCAGAUGUUUGGUGGUUAUACAAUCACUUCUACAUUAAAUUGCUAUCAGUUCUGGGUUGGUUUUUUUGUUCUUGCUUGCUAAAAACGUAUCAAUAUGAGCAUUUAUGACAGUGGCCAAUGUCUGGGCAAAAACCUAACGAAUGCCAAAGAAAUGCCCAUCUUGAAAUACAGCAAGUAUAACAGUCAACUUACAUUGUCCAAAACUUCAUUUUCAGCCUUUUUUAAUUCAGCAGAAAGAUUGGUGAGUAUGUACUAUUGAAACAAGACUAGGUUGAUCAGAGCUGAUACUCUGAUUGCAGACUGCUACAGCGGUAGUGAAACGAUUGUGUGAGAUUCUCGUUGGGGAAAGUGGUACGUACAUCCUUCAGAACCAAUCAGAAGUUACCCUGGAGGAUUAGGCAGAACAGUAAGUAGUAGCCAUGGCUUUUAUUAACAUUAAAGGUUUGAAUGUAGCAGACACAUGCAAAUGCAAUAGUAGAGAUUGCAUCUUUCCUAUGUUGAUUUAUCAGCUUUACGUGCUCUUACAUGUUUGAUCGCCAAAAGGGCUUAGUAUCAGUUGUACAAUCUUUCUAACCUUAAAGUUCCUGGCUCAGGAAAGAUGGCCUUUGCUACUGUAGCCACAUUUUUAACACAUGGCUCGCUAUUUGGGGAAAAAAACUUUUUUUUUAUAGCAGGUUUCCUUACAAAGGAAAGAGCAAGUCGUAAUGUUAAUUUGUUGUAAUACCAUACCACUAUGCUUGCAGCCUGGAGCAACUGUAACUGCUGAUAGUUAAGGAGAAGGAAACACAACUAUGCACUUGUAACAUACAAAUUUUAAGGUAAUGAGUUGACUCUUGAUGCCAAAUGAUAUUCAUUUAGGUGAUGUUCCAUGGUAUGAGGGAGUUUUCUGUAUCCUAUUUUUUUACUUUCAUCCAUUUCUUAAAUUGGUUUAUUUUAAAUUGUAAAUAUUUUUACAGAAGAUAUUGCCCAUGUAAGUGUGUUUAAAUAUGUACUUUGCCUUACAUAUGUGUAUCUCACAGUACUGGUAACAGAGUAUGAAACCUGCUAUGUCUGUUUACAAGCUAUUAAAUUCCUCUGGUGGCUCUGACUCAUUCUAACACAUUUUGCUCUGAACAACUCAUUCAUAUAUUUAGCAUUUGAACCAUUGUUUUCUCACUUGGAAGACAUCAUGCAAACCUAUGUAACUAAAGUUUUAUUGGGUGGGACUAGUUAAAUGGAAGGGAUUUUGUUUGAAGCUUUUUCAGUAUUUUGGAUGUACAGUUGAUGAAGUAAGAGAAUGUGAAUGGUAUCUCCUUUGUGCAAUGACUGACGAAACACUACAAGUUGGAUGGGACGGUAGGUAGCCUUCAACCCCGUUAGUAUCUGAGUUUGGAACUGCUGGUGUCUUUUGGCUCCCACCACUAAGAGGAUAACUAACCCUGAAAUUCUAGCACUUGAAUUUUAGGCCAGCAUUAACAUAUUCCUGGAUGAAAAGCCAUGCAAUACUACUUGACUUGGAAGAAGCCAAAUAGGAAGGAGUGGAGACUAAUUUGCAGCUCUAAUGACUCAAGCAGACUUUGGGUCGAUGAACGACAUCGCGCUCCAGACCAAGAUCUGUGCCGAGACUUCGAAGUCGGGGUAUCAAAUAUACUGUAAUUCAGUAAGAUUUCAGCAGGGAUAAAGAAACUGCCUUGCACCAGUAGAGCAGUACAUACCACUGGUCUGGCCUCGUGUCACCCACUGGCACAGGUAACGCGUGUCAGUGUCUCGUGUCACUUUCAAGCAGAAGAGAGGACUAGAUCAAACGCGCACAUUCUCUCACUAAAGCCUGAAUUGUAACAUUUCAGCAUUUUACAAAGCAAUGCUGAAUGCUGUAGUCUUCAUUCAAAAAAAAAAAAAAAAAAAGAAAAAUUUUAAUUGGUGGAUUU
Calidris pugnax (ruff) is the source of this 4342-nucleotide messenger RNA. It is a transcript of the gene SLAIN2, whose product is annotated as SLAIN motif family member 2. Gene Ontology annotation, biological process: cytoplasmic microtubule organization; microtubule nucleation; positive regulation of microtubule polymerization. The record is from RefSeq and is a predicted model, not a curated record. NCBI's taxonomy places the organism in Eukaryota, Metazoa, Chordata, Aves, Charadriiformes, Scolopacidae. The transcript is spliced from 11 exons. Gene Ontology annotation, cellular component: microtubule plus-end. The coding region runs from base 1 to 2253 and encodes 750 amino acids.